AUGUGGCUAGAGGAACCUCAAAGGCAACCAAAAGGUGCUCGGCACCCCCAGCUGAUUCCUUGGGUCCUCUCUGUUGUUUUCAUCACACUUCUCAGUGCUUGCUUUAUCGCAAAUUGUUUGGUGACUCAUCGUUACUUUUCACGCUGGAAGAGAAGAGGAGGAACGGUGAUUUUCUCUGAUUACCAAACAACACUAACGUGUGCGCGAGCGGAGCUGGAGUCCAGAGCAACAGGAGAUACCUGGAACUGUUGCCCUGCUAGCUGGAUAGCCUUCCAGUCCAACUGCUAUCUUCCUCUUAACGACAACCAGACGUGGCAUGAGAGUGAGAGCAACUGCUCAGGGAUGGGUGGUCACCUGGCAACCAUCAACACCGAAGCCGAGCAGAACUUUGUGACUCAGCUUUUGGACAGUCGAUUUCCCUAUUUCCUGGGACUUACUGAUGAGAACACAGAAGGCCUGUGGCAGUGGGUAGACCAGACACCAUUUAAUCCAUACAUGGCAUUCUGGCAUGAGGGUGAACCCAAUGACUUUAAGAAAGAAGACUGCAUCGUCCUCAUUAAUGUCCAAGACAAAUGGGCCUGGAAUAACUUCCCCUGUCACUUUCAGGCGAAUAGCAUUUGUAAGUUACCCAGAGCAACAUUCAGCUGGAAGCCCACAAAGCGGUCCUUAUGA
Microtus ochrogaster (prairie vole) is the source of this 672-nucleotide messenger RNA. RefSeq names its product C-type lectin domain family 4 member D. Lineage: Eukaryota; Metazoa; Chordata; Mammalia; Rodentia; Cricetidae. The record is from RefSeq and is a predicted model, not a curated record.